Molecule: messenger RNA, 1632 nt
Organism: Kwoniella mangroviensis CBS 8507
Lineage: Eukaryota; Fungi; Basidiomycota; Tremellomycetes; Tremellales; Cryptococcaceae
Exons: 6
Coding region: 1-1632 (543 amino acids)
Source: RefSeq, a predicted model, not a curated record
AUGCCUGCUAUAGUCAUAACUGCACUCUCAGACCCGGUCGCAAUCGUCCAUAUACCCAUAUCGCCAAGUGAAGUGUACACUACCAAGAUAUAUUGGACUAUCGAUAGAUCUUCGGUCGAAUCUGCUGAGUUCUUCAACAUAACAUCGAACCGAAUUGAGAUGGCAAUCUUCGGCUCGCUCGAUCUGAUAUCCCUUGAAUGGUCAGAUAUCAGUGAACGGGAGAAAGGUGACAUACUAAUAUCGACAAGUUGGAGGGUUUUUGAGAUAUCCAGUGGAGAUCAAGAUGAAAUUGGGAAUUAUGACUCGCCUCAUCUACGUCACGUCUCUGCUCCACUGGCCAAAGCAGGUAUAUCCAUCUUGUACCAAUCUAGCUAUUUCACCGAUUUCCUAUUGGUGAAAGAGAGUGACUUUGAAAAAGCUAGAAACAUAUUUACUCAUCAAGGGUGGCAAAUUGAUCCGUCCUCUACCCCUUCACCCAGACGACGUUCCCUAAUAUCACCCCUCACUCCCUCUCGACCUUCUUUCCCAUCAUGUUCAACUUCCCCAUCACCAGCCAGAUCAACCUCAUCCAUCACACCUGAAAUCACCGUCUUACCUUCUCCACUAGCUUGUAUAGGGUUCUCUAAAUCCGCCGAAAAUAAAUUCUCGGAGAGGGUUAGGAAAUUCCUCGUUUGGCCUGAAAGAUGUUAUGCUCCUCGACCCCUAAUCGAUGACGAUGAUGAUGACUUGGAUGGGACUACCGAUGGGUGUUCACUGCCACUGCCUAGGGGAAGACCGUUUAUUAGUUAUACGAAAAAUGAAGAUGGAUCAAGUCUGGUCACUGAGAUUGAAGUAUUGAAACAUAUAUUUACGAAUGAUAAUGGUGAAGAAGAUGGAGAGGAAUAUGGUAAAUCCAGUGAAUUAAUCAGAUCGGAUCAAGAAGAACUCUUCUUUCAAGAUCAUGAGGAUCCCCAGGAGGACGAGGAAUAUCAUUCGAUAUCAGAUGAUUCCACGAGUUAUCAUUCAUCGGAUGAAACAUCUCAUCACCCACCAGGAGAAGAGACCACACGUAGAUUUAAUGGACAGACAUUCACUCCUCCACCUGAUACACCCUGCCCGUUAGAAUAUAGUUUACCACCCACACCAUACGAUAGAAGAUCUUUCGACGUAUCUCACAAUAUCAAUGACGAGGCGAAUCACGAGCAUGGGCAUGAUUGUGAUGAUGGAAAAUCUGAUUAUUCAGUCGGAGAAGUACCUAUCAAAUGGUUAGCAGGGAAGGAACCUAGUGGCAAUAGCAGUGGAAAUACGGGAGGUAGGAAACGGUGCUUGCAGUUAGACUUGAGAGGGAUAGGUGAUUUUGAUCUUGCUGAUAACGAAGAGAAGGGUGCCUAUCAUCUGGAUAAAUCGGGAUUGGUCACUCGAUUUUCAGAAUUACUAUCAUCCUCGUCGACGAAUGGCGCUCGAAAUGGAAGUCGAUCCCGGCCUAUUAGAAUGUUAUAUUCCUCCACUUUCCAUACUGCCAAUCUCUUAGUGGAAGCUAGGGACGUCAAGCGAGCUAAGAGAUUGUUGGAGAGGAGAAGAAGAUCAGUUGAAUGGAAUGGAUCGAAUUUCCAAUCGCUUAACUAUGAGGGCCGCCCGGAUCGUAGGCUAUAA